Penicillium arizonense is the source of this 1344-nucleotide messenger RNA. RefSeq lists its product as uncharacterized. Lineage: Eukaryota; Fungi; Ascomycota; Eurotiomycetes; Eurotiales; Aspergillaceae. Gene Ontology annotation, molecular function: carbohydrate:proton symporter activity. Bases 1 to 1344 code for a protein of 447 amino acids. Gene Ontology annotation, cellular component: membrane. The record is from RefSeq and is a predicted model, not a curated record. The transcript has 4 exons. Gene Ontology annotation, biological process: transmembrane transport; carbohydrate transport.
AUGAAGGCAAAACCACCCAACACAGCGCCUAGCAAUAGCCUAGCCUCAGUCCUCCCCCCAGACUCAAAACCAUGGUGGAAAACAACCCACCUACUAUCGCUAAACACCUACAUAGCCAGCCUAAUCCUAUUCUCAGGAACCCUAGGCUACGACAUCUCACUAAUGAAUAGCCUCCAAUCCCUUCCCCAAUGGCAAAGCUUCAUGUCCCACCCAACAGGAAUCUGGCUAGGUUUCAUAAACGCCUUGCAAAACAUCGGCAGCAUCCUCUUCCUCCCAGUUCAAGCCUGGUCCGCCAACCGCUUCGGCCGCAAGCCAACAAUCCUAGCAGGAUACAUCUUCCUCGCGCUAGGUGUGGGCAUCCAAGCCGGCGCGAUGAAUCCCAAUAUGUUCAUCUAUUCCAGACUCCUGGUUGGUAUUGCCGGUGCUUGGUUCCAGAGUGGUGUCAUUCUCGUUACGGAGAUUGCAUAUCCGACGCAUCGUUCGCUGGUCACCGCUAUCUAUAUGUGUCAGUAUUACAUGGGUUCUUCAUUAUCUGCGUGGAUCUCGUUCGGGACGAGGAAUGUGGCGGGGAAUUGGGCGUGGCGUUUGCCGGUUUUGAUGCAGAUUGCGCUGCCGUUGUUGGCAUUGCCGGGGACGUCGUUUGUGGCUGAGUCGCCGCGUUGGUUAAUUAAGCAGGGUCGGGUUGAUGAGGCUAGGGAUGUUCUGGUGAGAUUUCAUGCUGGCGGGGAUGAGGCUUCGGAGUUGGUUGCUUUUGAGGUUGAGGAGAUUAGCCAGGGUUUGCUUUUGGAAGAGCAAGCUCAGGCUGAGUCGCGCUGGAUUGAUUGUGUUACCACGCCUGGGAAUCGGUAUAGGUUCUUUUUGAGUGUUUCGCUUGGGAUCUUUGCGCAGUGGAAUGGCGGUGGAGUGGUCUCAUAUUACCUGACCCUCAUCCUCAACACAAUUGGUAUAACCUCGACAACAGACCAAACUCUCAUAAACGGGUUCCUCCAACUCUGGAACUUGAUAAUGAGUAUAAUCGGUGCAUGCCUAGUUGAUCGCGCAGGCCGACGCGCACUUUUCAUCACGUCAACGGUGAUAAUGCUUGUCAGCUACAUCUUCAUCACCGCACUCUCGGGCAGCUUCACCACAACCAAAACUAGUGCUGUUGGAACAGCCGUCAUCCCAUUCCUCUUCAUCUACUACGCCGGCUACGAUAUAGCCUUCACGCCACUGCUCUUGGCCUAUCCAGCUGAGAUCUGGACGUUCUCAAUGCGUGCCAAGGGUGUUGCUCUCUCGAUGGGAUCGAAUUAUUUGGCGUUGGCUUUUAAUCAGCUUAUCAACCCAAUUGCUUUUGAGAACGUAUGA